Aspergillus chevalieri is the source of this 2850-nucleotide messenger RNA. Its product is annotated as putative integral plasma membrane protein. Gene Ontology annotation, cellular component: endoplasmic reticulum. Gene Ontology annotation, biological process: fungal-type cell wall organization; GPI anchor biosynthetic process. The coding region runs from base 1 to 2850 and encodes 949 amino acids. NCBI's taxonomy places the organism in Eukaryota, Fungi, Ascomycota, Eurotiomycetes, Eurotiales, Aspergillaceae. The transcript has 8 exons. The record is from RefSeq and is a predicted model, not a curated record.
AUGGCUCCCAGGCUCAAGGACGGCGAUGCCGUUGUUACUUUCAAUGGCAAAUGGGUUUCUUGGGCUCAUACAUUUUUCGCGUAUGCCGCGUUCUUCAGCGCCCUGAUUGUGGGAAUGUGUCUGCAUUUCAGGAAGAUUGUCCAAAACGAACACUACGGUUACCCCGACGAAUGGUUCCCUUCCGUAUCUGCAACCAUCGGCGAUCGAUAUCCCGAACGUUCUUUCUUCCAAGUCUUCAUCGCUAUCACUUCUGGUCCCCGGUUCGCUUUGGUGUUCCUCUGGUAUAUCCUCACUGCGCGGCCUAAUUCGUCUCUUCCGAAGAUUGUCGCUGGUGUUGGCAUUUUCCGGACUUUCACCUGUGGCGGUUGGACAUACGUUACAUCGACGGAUGACCAUGACUGGCACGACAUUUUCAUGAUCUCGUAUCUGGUUGCUACUCUGCCGUGGACGUUGGGUUGCCUGGCUCUCAGCCCUAACAACCGCCGCGCUGUGAAGUACCGGAAGGUCAUGGCCAGUCUUUUCUUCGGUACUUUGGUGCCGUUGAUCUAUUACUUUAUCCAGCACAAAGUACACAAAGUCCCUGGUGCUUACACCAAAUAUGCCUUCUUCGAGUGGUCCCUGAUUUUGUUCGACGUUGGUUUCGAUGCGGUCACCGCACUCGACUUUGAUGCGUUUGAACUUGUUGUGAGGGAUGUCAAAGGGGUCAGUAGAGGGCAGUUAAAGACGACCGCCGAUUCCGUUCUUGAGAAAGAGAAGGAUAAGCCUGUGGGAAACACAUUUGGCCAGGGCUUCUUCUGGACUGAGAUUAUCGAUGCGGCUGCUGAUACCUACAUUGGGUUCGUGCAUUGGUCACAAGUGACUGGACUUGGUGUCCUCGUUUGGUAUUUCCCUCUGUGGCACAUGGGUAUUUCUGGAUACGAGUUGGCUAUUGUGGGCUACUGCUCGCCUCUGCUCCUUGCCAUUCCGUCUCUGAGAGCUCUUGCCACCAAGAACCCCCGUCUCUUCCAGUUCCUUUCUCUGACAGGGCUGCUGGCAUUCAAUGUUCAGGACCCUGCCAAUCGGCUCUUCAUGGUUAUCUUUGCUGUUGUUUGCAGCUGCAUCGCAGUCUCUGCUACUAUGUUUGCGGAGAGAGGGCAAAGUAUCCGACUGGAAUCACGGAUCUUUGGCUGGGGAAUGGGAUUGAUCAUGUCCUCUAUCGCCAAAUUCGCAUUCAAGACUAACAAUCCCAUUUGGCCCAUUAUGCAUGCAGGUAAUGGCGGUUGGAACAAACUGGGAUUCUUUUUGGCCGUCCUCGCGGUUCUUCGGGCUAACAGAAGAGCGCCAACCUCCGGGGGAGACUAUUUCCCGACAAGCGGCAAGAAAGGUUCGUCCGUGCUGGCGGGCUUGGGUCUCGGUGGUCUUACAUUCGCUAUGCACUCAUUGUUGUCCGAUUCUAGCACCAUGAUCUCUUGGGUCUGGGAAGGAUAUCCAGUGAGAGGCCCUAUUUCUGUGCCGCAUGGUGCUCUCACUAUUUUCGCCAUGGGCGCUGGAUUGGUGUACGGCCUGUAUUACCCUGGAAUCGCCGGUAGCUGGACUGCAUACGGAAUCGCUUCGGUCGGUGCUGCGUUGGUUACAUACUUCAGCCACUGGACUGGAUUCUACGGUGGUCUUGUUCUUGCAUUCUACCUCUUAGCAGUUGCCCCGGUUCUGAUCUCUUCUGCUGUCCGACACUCUCCUGUUUCCACUUUCGGUAUCGGCUCCCUGCUCUAUAUUUUCUUGAUCCUCUUCCAUGUCUGGGUCGUUGCGUACGCUUUCGUUCCUGGAGGACCUCUUGUCCGGGAGCACAACGAUUGGGUUAUGAUCACUACGAUGCUCUCUAUUGGCGCUGGAGUGUUCUCUGCCGCGGUAUCGAAUUCCUCGGGCCCUAAGAACAAGCCCAUCAGCCCGAACGGCAGGAGACAGCGGUCCUACUACAUUUACGUUCUUGCCGCCUUGCAGCUUCUUUCCAUUGCAGUGGCCUACUUGCGUUUCCCGACCAACGAUUAUGUCCCUUACCACAAGGAUGACAAGGUUGUGACUGCCGGUAUCUGGACCGUUCACUUCGGCCUCGACAACGACAUGUGGUCAUCGGAGAAGCGUAUGCAAUCUGUAAUUGAGGAACUCGAGAUUGACGUCAUUGGUUUCCUUGAAUCUGACAACCAGCGUAUUAUUAUGGGCAAUCGUGACAUCACCCAGAAUCUCGCAGAGAACAUGGGCAUGUACGCUGAUUUCGGCCCUGGUCCUAACAAGCACACCUGGGGUUCGGCUCUGCUUUCCAAGUUCCCCAUAGUCAACUCGACUCAUCAUCUCCUUCCUUCGCCUGUUGGUGAACUGGCCCCUGCCAUUCAUGCCACUCUCGACAUGUACGGUGAACUGGUUGACGUUGUUGUCUUUCAUUCCGGUCAGGAGGAAGACCCAGAGGACCGCCGUCUCCAGACUGAGUACCUCUCGAACCUAAUGGGCAAGUCCCCACGUCCGCUCAUCCUGUUGAGUUACCUGGUCACCAAGCCUUUGGAGGGUAACUACAACACUUAUGUCAGCGAAUUGAGCGGCAUGAAGGACAUUGACCCUACUGACUGGGAUCGUUGGUGCGAGUACAUCCUGUACAAGAAGUUGAAGCGUACAGGAUAUGCUCGUGUUAGCCGGGACAGUAUUACGGAUACAGAGAUUCAGGUCGGCAAGUUCGUUAUUGGCGAGCCAGAGCCCGAGAACGAAAUGAUGAUUCCGGAGGAAAUGGUUCCUCAGGGCCGUCGGUUCCCAAGCUUGUUCCGCGGCCAAGGUGUCCGCGGUCACCGGUAUCACGUCUUCAACGAGCCCAAGUACUGGCAAUGA